Messenger RNA from Agelaius phoeniceus (red-winged blackbird), 1570 nucleotides. It is a transcript of the gene AURKAIP1, whose product is annotated as aurora kinase A interacting protein 1. NCBI's taxonomy places the organism in Eukaryota, Metazoa, Chordata, Aves, Passeriformes, Icteridae. Gene Ontology annotation, cellular component: mitochondrion. The record is from RefSeq and is a predicted model, not a curated record.
GGGCAGCGCCGGGGGGGCUGAGGGGAAGGAGGCGGCCCCUCGGGGACGGCCCGUUCCGAGGCCGCGCGGCUGCUCCUCCCGGCCGUAGGGAGGAGCAGGGCUGUGCUAGGGAGCUCGGCUGGAGUUGCCGUGUUUUUAAAGUUAAAACAACCCAAGGUUUAUUAAUAAAUCCCCUCCGCGGCUCGGCUGCCCCUGUGCUUGACCCCCACAGCAGAGCCCGACAGACUGAGGUCAUUGCUGGCUCUGCCAGUGAACAAAGAGAAACAAAAUGUUAAUAUCACGGCUGAGUUCCCAGUUACUGAAGGCUUCGAGAAUUGCAGGCCACCUCUUGCCCAGGUCGGUGUCGUCGUUCCUGUGCUGCCGCUCCCCGUGCGCCCGCUACAGCACCCAGCCCCAAAACCCCAGCGGGGCCCAGCCCCAGCAGUGGCACACGCUGGACCCUGAGCUGGAGGAGAUCCUCAUCCCCAGGAAACUCUCCAUCAGCCCCUUGGAGAGCUGGCUCACAGUCAGGUACUCCCUCCCCAAAGCUCAGCCAGAAGCCAGCCAUGAAGAACACCCAGAGCCCCUGGGGUGUCCCCCUGCCGCUGGGACGGGGCAGGUGGAGGAAGGAGAGGGAGCUCUGGGUGACAGAGUGCAGUGCAGGAACGUGCUGAAGAUCCGCAGGAGGAAAAUGAACAGGCACAAGUACAAGAAGCUGCUCAAGAGGAGGAAGUUCAUCCGCAGGAGGAUAAAGGAGGGGCGCAAGAAGAAGCGGCAGAUAAAAUUUGAGAAAGACUUGGAGCGCAUCUGGAAGAAAGCUGGCUUGAAAAGUGCUCCUGCAGGCUGGCAAACCCCCAAGAUCUACCUGAGGAGUUCCAAGCGAUAAAAGAAACCCCACCUGUCACAAAUUUUACACCUGCAAUUGUAAUUAAAAAAAUAAUAUUUAAGUACGUUGAUGACAUGUAACCUUUUUCUGAUUGUGAUGAAAAUUGUAGGAAGGAGUUUCCCAAGGAGAAACUUUUCCUCCCCAAAGGAGAAGUGUGAGCUCUUUUUGCUGAAUUUUUGGAGUCCCUCUUUGAGAUGAGGCUGAAGCUAAGAAAAAUCAGGUGUGGGAGAAGGGAUCAGUGAAGGAAUUUCCUGUUGUUUAUAUGGCACAAACCUUUGGAAAAGUUCUUUUCUAAAUUGCAUUUUUUCACAGCCUUACUGCAGAAAGGUUGGGGUUUUCCUGAGAGGAGUUGGGAUGGGAAUUGGAUCAGAAUUCCAUGGAAUUUACCUGCAGGAGCUUUUGGUGUCUCUUCUGUGGAGCCUUGGGCAUAUUGUGAGCAUCCUUAAAAGGCACAUUUCUUUUUGUGUUCUGUUUUGUGCUAAUAAAAAAUGGUUAUUUUUUUUUUGUCUUUGGCUGACCCAUGUCAUGUAAAACAUCCAGAUAUUGGUCAAAGUAGAAGCUCAGAGCUAAUUAUUCAUUAACUACAAAAACUUUUGUGCCUGAGACAAGCCUGAUACAAUCAGCUGCUUUUGCAUGGUUGAAGAGAGUUGUGAAAGCUGUGAAAAAUACAGGUGCUUAAAAUAAACCCUGACAAAGGACUUCUUA